AAUGGUUAUGUGGGGUUCCUUUUUCAAAAAAGGAAAGAGCGUGACGAGGAGAUUCGUGUUUCAUGCCUCAGCUAUAGCCACCCUCAAGGCCCAAGCAACCAGCUUGUGCGUGAAACACCCCACGCGCUUGGAGGUGGUUUCAGCUUUCAUAUGGAAGCAUGCCAUGGCCGCGUCUAGAGAAAACUAUGGUUUUCAAAAGCCCUAUUUGUUAACCCAUUUAGUGAACCUGCGCAGAAGAAUGGCAUCGUCGUUGUCGGAGUAUUCUAUUGGAAAUCUCCUUUGGAUAGCAGCUGCUAAGUGCAUGGACAAGGAUCAUGAUCAGGUAGGAUUACAAGGCUUGGUGGGUGAGAUAAGGGGUGCAUUAUCAAGAAUUGAUGGCGAUUUUGUUCAAAAACUGCAAGGUCAUGAAGAGAUCAGAAAUUCUGUGAUGUGUGAGUCUCUCAAAGAAAUUGGGGAAGUAGGAUCCAAAGACGAAGUAGACUGCUUUGGGUUUAGCAGUUGGUGUAAUUUAGGAUUCUAUGAAGCUGAUUUUGGGUGGGGAAAGCCUAUAUGGAUCAGCAGCAUUGGUUCAAGCGUUCCAGUUUUUCUGAAUCUGACAAUUUUGGUUGACAUGCGGUUGGGAGAUGGGAUAGAAGCUUGGGUGACCCUGGAUGAGCAAGACAUGGCUAGACUAGUAUGAAAUUCAGAGCUCCUCACAUUUGCUUCCUUGGAUCCCAGUCCUAUCAUAUAAUGAUACUGUUCUUAGUUUGGUCAUAGUGUUUUUUUUUUUUUUUUUGGUUAGUUGCAGUUCCCAGAUCU
Messenger RNA from Alnus glutinosa, 798 nucleotides. Its product is annotated as vinorine synthase-like. The record is from RefSeq and is a predicted model, not a curated record. The transcript has a single exon. Lineage: Eukaryota; Viridiplantae; Streptophyta; Magnoliopsida; Fagales; Betulaceae. The coding region runs from base 2 to 679 and encodes 225 amino acids.